Molecule: messenger RNA, 843 nt
Organism: Lathyrus sativus (Indian pea)
Lineage: Eukaryota; Viridiplantae; Streptophyta; Magnoliopsida; Fabales; Fabaceae
Source: the annotation of a GenBank genome assembly
AUGACUUCUAUGUGUCCACCACCUGAAAAAAUAAAAACUAAAGGGGGAAUCAAGAAGAAAGACAAAAAACCAGUAGGAUAUGAUGUUUAUAGAGACCCUUCUUAUCACGAGUAUGUUGAUCAAGCAUCUCAAUCUUCACAGAUGCAAUCGCAACCAUCACAAACUUCGAAGAAGUUGAAAUUAUCACAGUCUUCACAAAAGAAAUCUCAACCAUCACAAGCUUUGAAGAAGUUGAAAUUAUCACAGUCAUCUAAGCAGUUCAUCCUUCAGUUUCCUAAUCACAUUCGGUCAUAUAUUGAUGAUGUAGUUAAUGUUGUAUCAGAUGGUAAUUGUGGAUUUAGAGUCAUUGCUUCAUUGCAAGGAUUGGGUGAAGAUGGUUGGUCAAUGAUUCGUCGAGACUUGGGGUUGGAAAUAAUACAUAAUGAAAGAUCAAGUUUGUAUGCCAAUUUAUUUACUGAUCAGUUAGCAGUGGUGAGAGAAUCUUUGAUGAUAGAGGAAGUCGGUUCUCAACCACCACAUAAAUGGUUAACUCUACCAGAUAUGGGUUACAUGAUAGCGAAUCGUUAUAAUGUUGUACUUGUCUAUUUAGGAAUUGAAUGCUGGACUUUCUUCCCUAUGACAACUUCAUUUUCACAGAAUGCAGCAAUCUACUGCAUUGGUUUUGUAAAUGGAAAUCAUUGGGUUCAGGUGAACAUGAAAGAAGGGUUUCCAUUGCCACCGGUGACAGUAGAUUGGAAGAAUUUUCGUUCUCCAGCAGCAACAUCUUGGAUGCUAGGAUUUGCACCACGUCUACAACAUUGGCAACAACUUACGCCUAUAUUACCAACACAUUAUACAUUAUAA